Messenger RNA from Parasteatoda tepidariorum (common house spider), 1023 nucleotides. RefSeq lists its product as uncharacterized. Gene Ontology annotation, biological process: DNA integration. Gene Ontology annotation, molecular function: nucleic acid binding. NCBI's taxonomy places the organism in Eukaryota, Metazoa, Arthropoda, Arachnida, Araneae, Theridiidae. The record is from RefSeq and is a predicted model, not a curated record.
AUGAACUAUUUUCAUAAAGAAAUUUCAGAUUUGACUCAUCAAAGAGCUAUGGACAAAACAUCGAAUAUUUACUCAUUGUAUCCAGAACUCGAUGAAGAUGGUCUCUUGCGACUAAGAGGCAGGAUACAAUUUGCUGACUGCUUAGAAUCCACUAAACAUCCAUGGAUACUACCGUCCAAGUGUCGUUAUGCAGAACUGGUGAUUCUCAAUGCCCAUGAACAGGUCUUGCACUCGGGAGUAGACUCAACACUAACUCAAGUGCGGGAAAAAUUUUGGAUCAUAAAAGGGAGACGAAGAAUCAAAUCUCUACUUGGUAGAUGUAUCAUUUGCAAGAGAUAUAGUGCUCGUCAUGGAGAACAAGAUGUGGCUCCAUUUCCUCCAGAUCGCAUUCUGGAAUCACCACCGUUUGCUAUAACGGGAUGUGACUAUGCAGGUCCCUUUUUUUCCAACGAAAACAAGAAUAAACAUUAUUUGCUUUUGUUCACCUGCGCCGUCACACGCGCUGUACAUUUAGAACUUGUACAUUCCCUGAACACAGAAUCAUUCCUGUUAGCCUUUCGGCGAUUUAUAUCUCGUCGAGGAUUAUGUUCAACAAUAUAUUCUGAUAAUGGAAAAUCAUUCAAACGAGCAGAUACUGAACUUCAAAAAUUAUGGAAAUGUAUUUCAGAUCCAUCUGUUAAAAACUUAUUUUCUGCUCACAACAUUCAGUGGAAAUUUAUUGUUGAGCGUGGAGCAUGGUGGGGAGGAUUCUGGGAGAGGAUGAUAAAAACUAUCAAAAUUACGCUCAGAAAAAUUGUUGGUCGAUCAUCGCUCUCUCUCGUCGAACUCGAAACAGUGUUUGUCGAGAUAGAAGCCAUGAUGAAUUCCAGACCCAUCACUUAUUUAUAUACUGACCCCUCAGAACCAUCUCCACUCACUCCAGCUCAUUUUUUAGUAGGUAAACGCUUGCUAUCCCUCCCUCCUACCAGAAUUUCUAAGGUCGAUCUAUUGGGAUCGAGAGAAUCAAUUGUGAAAAAAAUUUAA